Paramecium octaurelia is the source of this 2408-nucleotide messenger RNA. Lineage: Eukaryota; Ciliophora; Oligohymenophorea; Peniculida; Parameciidae. The record is from the annotation of a GenBank genome assembly.
AUAUAAUAAUAUUCAAAGAAUAAACAAUAACUCCUUUUUCGAAAAGAUAUUAAUAAUUAGACUCCAGCUUAAAAUAUAUAUAGAUGAAGGAAAAUAACUUUCAAGAUAGCUUUAGAGUUAAUUUUAUAAAAUCUUUUUCAACAGCAAUGUUUGAAGAAGAUUAAAUAUAAUUGUAGAAAGAUAAUUGUUACAAAAAUGGAUUUUCAAAAUUUGAGAAAAUAAAUAGUUGGUAAAUGAUGUAUUUCUCAAUUUAUGAUGUAAUUAAAUCAGAAAUGACAAAAUCUCAUCAAGAAAAUGACAAACAAGACAAUUCUGAUAGUGAAGAGAUUUCACAACAAAACACAAGUUUGAUCAAAAUAAUUAUGUCUAAAAUUGAGUAGGAAAUCAUCAAUUAUAAUAAAUCUUUUGCUAAUUUUGGCAUAAUUUUAAAUGCGAUGGGGGAGAGAUGUAUAUAUUAUUAUUCCAUGUUAAUAAUUUGGCGAUUUACAUGCUUUAAGAAAGGAAAAGGAGUGUAGGAGAGUACAAAAAAAUUUGAGAGUCUUAAAUAAAAUUAAUUAUUGAAAUUCAUUGCUGACAUAAAAUAAAAUAAGACUGAAUAAAGUAAAUUAAAGGCUGAGGCUUUUAUUUGUAAUUUAUAUAGAAGCUGUAUUUAACAGUUUUAUAGAGAGAAUUAAGCCGCUUUUUGCGCAGAUAUCAAAAACAAAAAUAAAAUGACAAAUACAGAACUAAUAAAACUGUUAGAUAAAUCUAUUUUAGAGGAUUAUUAAGAAGACAUUAAUUUAAAAAAAUAUACUGAUGAAUAAAUAGUCGAAUAUAUAACAGAUUAAACUAAAUUUAUUGAAAAUUAUGUUAAAAAUGAGAUUGACAAAAUAGAAGCUGAAAUCAAAGAUUAAUAUGAAAAUAAAUUAAGAAAAUCUUUAUUAGCAAUUUUGGAGAAAGUUAAUUCUAAUGUGCAAAUUUUGAGACAAUAUACUGAUUUAUAAAACCCUCCUAUAAAAUCGAAAGAGUAUUUUUUCCUAAAUGACAAUGAUAACAAAAAUGACGAAUUUUAUGAAAGUAAACUUUUUGAAUUGAUAAUCUAAUGUCUCCUUGGUGUAUCAUAAUAAAUGAAUAAAUUUCAGAUUUCGAAGGAGCAUGAGGAAAUCUUUAAAAUUAAUAUUUAUUAAAAGUUAGAAGUCAAUAUCUUUGAUAAAUCAUAGUUUUAAGAAUCAGAAUAAUAAAUUUAACUCUUACAACCUUUUGCUUUAGAAUUGUCAAAUUAGUUAGGUAUCCAUAUCUAAAAAGUGAAGAAAGAAACAUUAUCUUUAGAAAAAUUUAAUGGUUAUUAAGAGCUAUAAACUAUAAAAUUAAAUAUGAUUGGCUGUCGUCACACUUGUCCAAUGUGCAAACGCAAAUGUGAUUAAUCUUAUUCAAAUGACCAUAAACAUAAAUGUUCGAAUGGUCAUUAAUUAAGAGGUAUUUUUUAUUUUGUAAUUUAAAGGGAUGAAUGGAGUCUUAAUUGAGGAUACCCCUUCUUUGUUCACUUGCGAUGAGAUGAAUGAUGAAUGUCUAAUCAUUACAUUAGAAACAUAAGAAACCAAAAAGUGGAAAGAUAUAAGAAAAACAUAUGAUGACUGGAUUUUUAAAGGUUUGGAUGAAAUAGAGUAAUAAAAAAUUAAAGAAAAAAUGAUGAAAGUAUGGAAUUAAGGAACUGGACAAAUGGUAUGUGAGUAUUUCAAAAAAAUGUUAAAUAGGUCAGCUAUAAAUUUUGUGCUUAAGAAUAACUUCGAAGAAGUAAUUAGAUAACCUAAAAUUCAUUAUAUUUUUAUGAUUGAUGAUUCAGGGUCAAUGAGAGGAAGUUUUUUUUGGAAAAAUUCAGGGUCAAUGAGUGGAAGUCCUUGGAACACUGCAAAAAAUGGUUGUUUAAAUUGCAUCUCAAUAAUAUAGAAAAAUUUAAAUGCUAGAGUGAGUGUUGUUAUUUUUAAUUCAACUGCCAGAAUUGCUAUUAAUUGUGAAAUUGUCAAUUUGGUUGAAAUGGAGAAAAAAAUACAAUUUAAUAGUGGAGGCACUGAUUUUGGUUCAGCAUUUUAAUAAACAUACAAUUUAAUUGUUCAGCACUAAAAUGACGCAUUUGAAAAGUUAAUAUUUUAAAUAUAUUUAGAACUGAAGUUUUAUUUUACACUGAUGGGGGAGCAGCUUACCCAAAGGAAUAAGUCAAAUUAUUUACAGAACUUCCAGAUCAUUAAAAAAAUAGAAUAUUCCUUCAUUGCUGUACUGAAGAGGCAAAUGCUUUAUCAUUAUAACUGAUUGUAAAUGAAAUGAAUUGUAGCCUAAUUAAAUCUGAGUUAAAGUAAAAGUUUUAAGUAGCUGAUCUUUAAAAAACAUGGGCUGAAGUAGUGAGUAGAGAAUAUCAUAACCUAAAAGGAUGA